Molecule: messenger RNA, 2476 nt
Organism: Cuscuta campestris
Lineage: Eukaryota; Viridiplantae; Streptophyta; Magnoliopsida; Solanales; Convolvulaceae
Source: the annotation of a GenBank genome assembly
AAAAAUCUACAAAUGGACUUUUAAAUUCGAAUUUUGGACUUUCCCGCUCAAAAUUUUUGAAUUUCAAAAUUCAAAAAGUAUCAGUUAUGACACGUGUCGGAAACUGAGCGCGGCCAGUCAAGUGUCCCUUUGUCUCCCCAGGUGCAAUGAUGGCGCCGCCUGACGCGGCGCGCCCUGACUUGGAGGAGAGUCUGGAAAAGCUUCUCAGAGGGGAUCCCUACACCGGUCAGAUGUACCACUAUGGUGGUUGGCUCUGGCGCACCCAACCGGGUGGCGAGGGUACCUCCCAAGCCCAUGAAGCAGCGGGGCACGGGGUACCCUCCCUGGGCGACACUGCGGAGGCUGGGGGCCCAAGUCACCCAGGUCCUUCGGCAUCCCUAAGACGGCCGGCGGCUCCUCCUCUGCAGCCCCCAAAACUGUACCGGUGCAACAGGAACCGGUGGAGAUCAAUUCCGAGGAGGAAACUCUUCCGAUCGGAGGACCGGUCAGGCUGGGAGGACCACGGCAAACCCUCCUCUGGACAAGGGGAAGGGGAAGGUCCGGACGAAGCACGCCGCCACCACCCAUCCCUCGGCCAAGAGGAGGAGGGGAGAAAAUGUCCCGGCCUCAGAUUUGCUAGAGGAGCUCUGGGUAAAGAUGGGGCAGAAACUGAAGGAGGCGAGGUUGGGCCCGAGACCUUGGAGAGGCUCGCCGAGGACUCCCCUCCCCGGUCAUCCCAGCUGGAGGAGAAGCUGAAAGGGGUCGAGGCCCACAACCGGGAGCUGCAGGACUUGAUAGCCCGACAGCUCGAUGAAAUGGCCAAUCUUUCAGCAAUUGCCGGGAGGGCCAAGGCAGAGACCCUCCAGCUGAAGGAGGAGAACCUGAAGCUGGCGGAGGACCUGGAGCUUAAGGAGCGAGAGUUCCCCGGCAAGGCCAAGCAAUGGGUGGGGGAAAACUUGGAGGAAACGGCCCGGGUGAUUACUUCUACCCCGGAGGUGACGAUGGAGGCCUUCAAGUUUAUCUACCGGGAACCCAACGGGAAGGAAAUGGUCACCCAGUCUGCCAUUGUCGACCUCCUCAAGAGAGAGAAGAAGUUAGCGGAUGAAGAAGAAGAAGAUGAAGAGGAGGAGAGGUGGAUGAAGCAUUACUCUUCGCUUCAUCAGAUUCUGCUUGUGGGUGAUGGAGAUCUCUCUUUCUCUCUGUGUCUGGCUAUGGCGUUCGGAUCUGCUUCGAAUAUUGUCGCUUCUACCCUCGAUUCCUUUGAUCAGGUGACGAAAAAGUACAAGAAUGCAAAGUCUAACAUAGAGAAAUUGGUAGAUUUAGGAGCCACCAUUUUGCAUGGAGUGGAUGCUAUCAAAAUGAAGCUUCAUACCGACCUCCGGAUGCGAAAAUUCGACCGCAUUAUAUUUAAUUUUCCCCACGCCGGUUUCCAUGGAAAGGAAGACGCCACGCGGCUAAUCCAAAUGCACCGGAAACUAGUCAGUGGAUUUUUCCAUAGUGCAAGUGGGAUGCUCCGACCGGACGGGGAAAUUCAUGUGAAUCACAAAACAACUGCGCCGUUUUGCCACUGGGAUCUCACCGGUCUGGCGUCCAACAGUUCUCUGGUUUUGUUUGAGUGCGUUGAUUUCCGAAUCACUGAUUACCCAGGCUACAACAAUAAGAGAGGGGAUGGCCCGAGAUGCGACGACCCUUUUCCAUUGGGUCAGUGCAGCACAUUUAAGUAUGUGUUCUCGCCCCACGCAAAGAAAAUUCCUAAUCCUUCUAGGCAGCACUGUGGAUUUGCUGCUGCUCAAAGGCCUCCAAGAGUCCAAGCAGCAGUAUCUCCUUACGCUACAUUUGGUGGUCAAUAUUCUUCUCCCAAUGCCUACGCCGUAACAAACAACAAUCUAGAUCACAAUGCUGCAUUGUUCAAACCCUCCUUGCAGAACGAGUGCUUUCGGUUCUUUGGCGCGUAUUUCAAUCAUGCCAUGCAAACAUUUGGAAUGGUGGACCGUGACAUCCACUUCUCGGUUCACCAAGGGUUGGAACAUGCUUACAAUAUAUACACGGGCGAAAACCGAGAAAGGGGCUUGAGUGGGUACAUAUAUCUCUUGGAGCAACUUCACCAUCUGAGCCAAUUGAGAUCAGCUUGGUUAAGGAAGAAUCUUUUUCUCAUCGACCACCACCACGUCCACCACCACCAGCCGCUGAUGUGAGGGCGCCUUGCCAUCAUCUCUCCAAGUGGCGCAACGGUCUUCUGUUUGCCAUUGACCAUUGUUGUGUAAGAUUACGAGCAGUGACUACUAUAGACAAUGAUGGGUGGCGUAUCGCAUCAGUCUCAUGCGAAAAGACUAUAUUUUGUCAACAAAAUCUCCAAACAAUAUGCUUUGGAUUGUUUUGUUUUCCACCAUUUGUACACGUGAUUCAACGUUUUGCCAAGCUAAUAGGGCUUGAAAUCGCUUCAAGACUAAUCCUCUUGGGGGCAAAGUGGCAAACAAUAGCAUGGCAAAAUCUUUUU